AUGUCUGACUACUGGGCACGACGCGACCGCCUUAUUCUUGAAGAUAGAGCACAACGCGUCGACGUCGAGAAGCUCCGUACCCUGUCCGAUAUCGAGGCGCAGGCAGAGCAAAUCAUUCGGCAGAUCCGUGUAGAGGAGGCGGCGGCUGUAUGGGGUGUAGGGAGUAGAUCUGUCUUUGAAUACAACCCGGUGGAAGACAGCCCGAAUGUGUUCCCUGGCAUGGCAUUCUUGACUGAUCCAUGUACGAUAAUCAUAUUUGUCCAAGCACGAGAGACAGUGGCCAACACUAAGUUGUUCAAAAUAUUGAACAGGAUGCCGAAGGGAGCAUUGCUCCACGUCCACCUCGACGCGACGGUCAACGUCCGCAUUCUGCUCGAGCUGGCGCUCGCUCAGCCCGCCAUGCACGUCCGCACCCUCACGCGCCUGACUGUAAGCAACAUUAAGGCAAGGCUGCCCAUGUUCAAAGCUCUCCCUCCGGAUCAAAUCGCCAGCUUCUCAUCGCUGACCGAUGAGUCGUAUCCUGGCGAGGAGUGGGUGCCGCUACACCGUGCAAGGGAGACAUUCGAUGCCAGCCUCGGAGGCUCGGCCGGAUUUGACGACUGGGUUGUCGGUGCGCUGAUGAUCAAUCCAGCGGAAGCGUACGGCAGGUUUAACACCCCCAUGAAGAUCUGGGCCAAGUUCUCGAGUACAUUUAGGAUAUGCCAUCCACUAGUCUACCACACGUCCAUUUGGGGCGAAUAUAUACGCCGAUUUAUUCUAUCCUCAAUCGAAGAUGGCAUUUCGUAUAUAGAGGCACGAAUAAACUUCCUAUCACGGUACAUGACAGGUCCAGAUGGCGAGGAGAAUGUGCCGCAUAGGGAGUGGUUGAUCAUGUAUGACCGGAUCGUCAAGGAUGUAAAGGAGGAGCUCCGGCCACAAGGACGCGAAGACGAGUUCGUCGGUUCUCGGAUCAUCUAUACCACCAUCCGAGUCGUGACUCCGGAGGAGCUUGAAUGGUACCUCGAGGAUUGCUUGGCGCUCAAGCAAGAGUUCCCGCAUCUCAUUGCAGGCUUCGACCUCGUGGGGCACGAAGAUUCGCUGCGACCGCUCAUCGACUACAUCGAACCACUCACGCGUUUCGUGGAGCGCCAGAAGGAGGUCGGUGUCGAGAUCCCGUUCAUCUUCCAUGCAGGCGAGACGCUGGGCGACGGUGAUGCGCCUGAUAUGAACCUGUACGACGCGAUACUGCUUGGGACGAAGCGGAUCGGCCAUGGGGUUUCUCUCGUCAAACAUCCACGACUGAUGGAGAUCUGUAAGGAGAGGGAUAUUGCUGUCGAGAUUUGCCCCAUCUCGACCGCUCGCUCGCAGCGUCUGACGUCUUCCAUGCCUGCACACCCACUACCGAUCCUUGUUAACCACGGAGUACACAUUGCCCUGUGCUCUGAUGACCCAGCAGUUUUCGGCAACAUGGGCCUAUCUUUCGAUUUUUUCCAGGUACUUGUCGCGAGUGAGGUGACGGGGCUGAUCACUCUAGGCGAGUUCGCGAAGGAUAGCAUCAAGCACUCGACGCUAGACAAAGAUGAGCAGAGAAGGGCCCUCGCCUUGUGGGAAAUCCAGUGGCAGAAGUUCCUGCGUUGGGUUGUCGAGCAGCAGAUGAUUUUUGUUUUGUACAUCUUUUUGCCGAUCUCAACAUCGGCUGAUCUGUGGGACAUAAUGCUCAAGUCGACACUCUGGGCAGUCAUAGGUUUCCGCCGUCGCCGCUGGAUGGUUGCGUGCAAACCUCUCCCGUUCAGCUGUGCUCUCCGAAGGACCCACAAUCCUUCCACUGACAACGCCGAGUCUCGCAGAGACAGCCCAAUACUUAUGCUGCAGUUGAUCGCAACGACAGAUGCGGGAACGUCUGGAGGGCUAUCAGCUUGCUCUAAUGACAUUGCACCUGAGCGCCGAAUCAUCAUGCUGGCGAUGGAUGCCAAGCUGGGCUUCAAGACGACUUUUUACUCACCCUACACCAUACUAGCCAAUGCGUCACCUGGGUCCGUCGACAGCUCAGUCUGGGAUACAAGCUCAGCUUGCUUCGCCCUCGCGCAUAGCACUGUCGCCGAUGCCGCUCUUGUCAACGUCAGCCCUACGCUUUGUACUGCUUCAUACCUCUAUCUGUCGCACACUGCUCGUCGCCUUCAUUGGGGUAGACUGAAGGACCUGCUCCUUCUACCCUGA
Messenger RNA from Postia placenta MAD-698-R-SB12, 2196 nucleotides. RefSeq lists its product as hypothetical. The record is from RefSeq and is a predicted model, not a curated record. The coding region runs from base 1 to 2196 and encodes 731 amino acids. The transcript is spliced from 15 exons. Gene Ontology annotation, biological process: adenosine catabolic process; inosine biosynthetic process. Gene Ontology annotation, molecular function: adenosine deaminase activity. NCBI's taxonomy places the organism in Eukaryota, Fungi, Basidiomycota, Agaricomycetes, Polyporales, Adustoporiaceae.